Molecule: messenger RNA, 1385 nt
Organism: Lobosporangium transversale
Lineage: Eukaryota; Fungi; Mortierellomycota; Mortierellomycetes; Mortierellales; Mortierellaceae
Product: ATP-grasp domain-domain-containing protein
Exons: 5
Coding region: 54-1373 (439 amino acids)
Biological process (GO): tricarboxylic acid cycle; succinyl-CoA metabolic process
Cellular component (GO): mitochondrion; succinate-CoA ligase complex
Molecular function (GO): succinate-CoA ligase (ADP-forming) activity; metal ion binding; ATP binding
Source: RefSeq, a predicted model, not a curated record
AUCCUCUCUUCUCUCCACUCUUCAUUUUUCUCCUUUCUUCCAUCCCAUCCAACAUGUUCCGCACCAUCCGAUCAGCCUCGGCAAUGGCCAAGGCCUUGCCCCGCGUUAACCCUGCUGUUCAACAGCAGAAGCGCUUCUUGUCCAUCCACGAGUACAUGUCUAUGGAACUUCUCCAGAAGCAGGGGAUCAAGACUCCCCGCGGUGGUGUUGCUAAGUCAGGCGCUGAGGCCUAUAAGGUUGCUGAGAGCCUCGGAACUGAGGACAUGGUUAUCAAGGCUCAAGUUUUGGCUGGUGGUCGUGGCAAGGGUACCUUCGACUCUGGCUUGAAGGGAGGUGUCCGUACUAUCUUCUCCCCUACUGAGGCCAAAAUGUUCGCUGACCAAAUGCUUGGCCACAAGCUUGUUACCAAGCAGACAGGUGCUGCUGGUAAGAUCUGUAACGCGGUCUAUAUUUGUGAGCGCAAGUACGUCCGUCGCGAGUACUACUUUGCCGUCUUGAUGGACCGCAAGUCUCAGGGUCCCGUCAUGGUUGCCUCAUCCCAAGGUGGUGUUGACAUUGAGUCUGUCGCUGCUGAGAACCCUGAGGCUAUUCUCCAGUUGCCCAUUGAUAUCAACAAGGGCGUUGACCGCGCCGCCGUCCGUGACCUUGCUGAGCGUAUGGGAUUCACUCCCAAGUGCGUCGAUCAAGCCACCGAUACCAUGAUCAAUCUCUACGAUCUCUUCAUGCAGAAGGAUGCCACUAUGGUUGAGAUCAACCCAAUGGCCGAGUCCUCUGAUCAUGAAGUCAUCUGCAUGGAUGCCAAGAUCAACUUUGAUGACAAUGCUGAGUUCCGCCAGAAGGAAGUACACGGCCUUCGAGAUGUCACACAGGAGGAUCCUCGUGAAGUCGCAGCUGCCAAGUACAACUUGAACUACAUUGGAUUGGAUGGAUCCAUUGGAUGCCUCGUCAACGGAGCUGGUUUGGCCAUGUCGACCAUGGAUAUCAUCAAGUUGCACGGCGGUGAACCUGCCAACUUCUUGGAUGUCGGUGGUGGAGCUACUGCUGAGCAGGUCACUGAGGCCUUCAAGAUUAUCUCCUCGGACCCACGUGUGACCACUAUCUUUACCAACAUUUUCGGAGGUAUCAUGUCUUGCCGUGUUAUUGCCCAAGGUAUUAUUGCUGCUGCCUCGACUCUUCAGCUUCAGAUCCCUCUUGUAGUCCGACUCCAGGGUACUGAGGUCGAUGAGGCCAAGAAGCUAAUUGCUGAGUCUGGUCUUCGUAUCAUCACUUCAGAUGACUUGGAUGAUGCUGCCAGCAAAUCAGUCAAAUUGAGCAAGAUGGUCAACAUGGCUCGUGAAGCUAAGCUUAAUGUUAGCUUCGAGUUGCCUUUGUAAAGAAAAAAAGAA